CUCCCCCGGGGGGGCCCGACCGUGGAGGAGGAGGACAGACAUUUAGACACAGGUGUUGAAAGACCGCUUCCGGGAGAAAGCGGCAGGCGAGUAACUGCAGGAGUGCAGGGCUGGGCCCUCAGAGGACACACCCGGGGCUAGCUGAGCUCGAGGAGCAAGGUGGAGCUGUCGCUUGCGCCCAGGGCUAGCUGAUUCGCUGUGCUCGGAGGUGAACAGGUGGAUUGCCACACGGCCAUGCCCGGGAUCAGGCUCCUCCUGCCUCUGAUACUCAUUUAUAAUUCUGGAUCAUUGGGCAGAGGUGUUAAUGUCUGUGAUAUCAAUAAUGGGACUGAAAAUGAGACUCCAUCCCUCAAUAAUCUACAUCAAGUAGGCCAAUUAUGCUGUCAGUCGUGUCCUCCUGGCACAUGGAAAUAUGCUGACUGUACAACCAAUUGGGGCAAACCGAUAUGUAAGCCCUGUGAAGAAGGGAAGGAAUACACCGAUGAAGACCAUUAUUCUUCUGAGUGCAGAAGAUGCAAUCUUUGUGAUGAAGAACAUGGCUUAGAAGUAGAAACAAACUGUACUACCAAGCAGAAUACCAAGUGCAGGUGCAAACCAAACUUUUUUUGUGAUGCUCUUCAAUGUGAACACUGUAAUCCUUGCACCAGAUGUGAACAUGGAGUCAUUGAGGAAUGCACACGAACCAGCAACACCAAAUGCAAAGCAGUGCUCCAAUCUACAGAUUCCAAGUAUUAUCCUUUGUUGCUGCUUUUGCUGCCUGUACUUGCAGUGUUAUUAUAUCUUGCUUGGCGAAAAUGGAAAAAGCAAGGCAAAGAAAAAUGUCAUCAAGGCGAAUCUGCAACCUUAAAAUCUGAAACAGUACCAAUGAAUUUCUCAGAUAUUGACAUUGGUAAGUAUAUUACCACUUUUGCUGAAGAAAUGAAAAUAAAUGAAGUUAAAGAAUUUGUUCGGAAGAAUGGUAUCAAUGAAGCCAAAAUAGAUGAGAUAAAGAACGACAAUCUUCAAGAUACAGCUGAACAGAAAGUCCAGUUGCUUCGUAAUUGGUAUCAACUUCAUGGGAAGAAAGAUGCCUAUAACACUUUGAUUCAAGGUCUCAGGAAAGCUAAUCUUUGUGCACUUACAGAUAAAUUUCAAGAUAUAGUCCAGAAAGACAUUGCUAGGGACCAGGAAGCUUCAAUUAGAGAUGAAAAUGAAAGACAAAGCUUGGUCUAGGAAUAAAACAACUAAUUCAGUUCUGUGUAUGCAGCUGGAAGGAAGGAAGGAAGGAAGGAAAGAAGGAAGGAAGGAAGGAAGGAAGGAAGGAAGGGAAAAAUGAUAAGUGGGAAAGCUCUAAAUAGCUGAAGGCUGUAAAGACUGCUUCGCUUUUCACUGGAUGAAUUUUUUUUUCAUUCAUUAGAUUUUCAGAACAAAUCUAAUUCUAUCUUCAAGGAUGUUUGAAAUAUCUUAGGAGGACAGAGACAAGAGUAAGUGUGAUGGCAUGCUAAGCAUCCGAACAGAUGAUUAGUGUCAUAUUUUAGCAUCUAAUUCAUAAUUUUGUAAAAGAUAUGUAUAAAAGUACAGGCAUUUAUCCAUAGGCUGACCUAAUUUUGUAAGCAACUAUGACCUUUUAUUGUAAUGUCUCCGUUACUGAAAAGACCACUUUGCCUCUAAAUUUCUUUGCCAACUCUAUGUUGAGUCUGGAGAUUCUGUCAUAUUUGUAAACUUUGUUUAUACAUGUGAAAGGAAUAAAUUCAGGCAGUUUUCCAUAUAUGUUUAAAUGCAGAAUUUAAUAAGAUACUACCUCAAGGACCUUUGUACAGGUUGUUAGGAUUUUAUUUUGUAAUAUUUCCACUUUGAAUUCAUAUGGAAAACAUGGCUUUAUCUGUAACACUUGAAUAUUUUACAUGUAUAUGACAUUUUUCUGGAUCAGAAUCUUCUCAUUCAUUCUCUGGUGCCAGGAGCAUUCUGAAGCAGAGAGAACUAUUACAGCCUUGUCAUGUGUCCAUUUACUCCCUGAUGUUCAUCUUGGUGGUGUUUAGUUCCCCUAAACCUGGAAGGAUGGCCACAUGCAAGACUGCCCUUAGAAACUCUAUCCUGGUUUAGAGAGACUCACUGCUGUCAUUGAAGGUAGUAACCUUGUGGGUACCUUGAACCCAUGUCUUCAACUAAAAGUAAAAAGAUUCCUAUUUCAUCCCCAGCCUGAAAAAUGUUCAAUUGGCUCCCAUUUCUCUUUUGUGGCAAAAAGGAAAUUGCUGAUCAUACAUAGCAAAGCUAAAAAUCAUCAAAAGAUAAAAUUUAGGAACUGCUCUUGCCAUUCCCUGAAGAUGCUCAAAACAACAAACGCCUCUCUCUGGCACUACUUUGUCACUUUUAUAUUUAAAGCUCUUUGUUAGCCUAUCUGAAAUGUGAAUUUUAAUAAAUAUUUAUAUUUGUAGACAUGUGUGAUAAACUGAACAAAACUAUAACCUGACAGUUAUUCGAUAAGCCUAUAAGACUUCCAUGGAUGGACAAGAUGUUCCCUUGUGUUUGGAAAUCUAAAAUAUAGGUAAAGAAAUUAUUAAAAUAUUUUUGGAGUUUCUGGCUA
Ochotona curzoniae (black-lipped pika) is the source of this 2563-nucleotide messenger RNA. It is a transcript of the gene FAS, whose product is annotated as Fas cell surface death receptor. Gene Ontology annotation, cellular component: membrane raft; external side of plasma membrane; CD95 death-inducing signaling complex. The coding region runs from base 235 to 1212 and encodes 325 amino acids. The record is from RefSeq and is a predicted model, not a curated record. The transcript is spliced from 9 exons. Gene Ontology annotation, biological process: motor neuron apoptotic process; regulation of stress-activated MAPK cascade; extrinsic apoptotic signaling pathway in absence of ligand. Gene Ontology annotation, molecular function: tumor necrosis factor receptor activity; protein binding. NCBI's taxonomy places the organism in Eukaryota, Metazoa, Chordata, Mammalia, Lagomorpha, Ochotonidae.